Haemonchus placei is the source of this 1749-nucleotide messenger RNA. NCBI's taxonomy places the organism in Eukaryota, Metazoa, Nematoda, Chromadorea, Rhabditida, Trichostrongylidae. The record is from the annotation of a GenBank genome assembly.
AUGGUUGCUCUUCCCAAGCCCCCGAUCCCGUCAUUGGACCACACCCUCGAUCGCUAUAUCGAAUAUGCCGAGGUAGUCGCCGAAGGACGUCAUCAACCACUUCAGAGAACCCAAAGAGCCGUCUAUGAUUUCAGAAAAACUGGUCUCAUUUAUCAGCAAAGGUUGCUCCGACUGGCUGAGAGCGAGGAGAACUGGAUCAAUCAGUUUUGGCUUCCCGAGAUGUAUCUACGAAUCCGAUUACCAUUACCAGUGAACGUGAGCCCUGCAUAUAUUUUUCCACAGCAACGUUUUGAAGGAGAGGAUGAUUGGCUGAGGUACACAGCGCUUCUGAUCAGGGGAUUUGUGGAGUACAAAAACAAAAUUGACACAAAGCAGUUGGAACGGGAGAUUUCAACUGGAAAAGUCAAAGUCCAUAUGUGUAUGCAGCAGUAUGACAGAAUCUUGGGCUGUUAUAGGCAACCCGAAAUCGAUGAAGAUGUGCAUUUUUCAAAAUCGAGACGAAAUCAUGAAAAUGAGCACAUCCUUGUUAUGUCCCGAAAUCAGACCUUUGUAGUGCACACACGUACAGGUGGUAAUACCCUGUCGUUCGCCGAUAUUCUUCACCAACUACGACAAGUAUUGCGGAUGUCCGAAGCACGAAAAGGAUUAGCUGUAGCCAUUGGUGCUGCUGGAGCUGGUGAUCGGGAUAGAUCGGCACGUUUCUGGCAUGCCAUGCGAGAAGCACAGAACAAUGCGGAUUCACAGUCCUAUGAGAAAGGCCUUGUCGACCAGGGAAAGCAUAUUCUGACCGGUGGUGGAAGUCGUGGCCACGGUUUGAAUCGAUGGUACGACGCAACAAUUCAGCUUGUUGUCAGUAGCGGUGGAACAAAUGGUUUAUGCAUCGAACAUUCUGCUGCCGAAGGUAUAGUCAUCAUCAAAAUGGCUGAAAGUGCGCUCCGAUACGAACGUGAAAAUCGUAAACGAGUCAUGGUCAGUCGAGCCGAACGUGAGAUUAGUGCUAAACCUCUAACAUGGCAUAUAAGUGCCGAUGGCCUGGAGAUACUGCGGAAACAAGCAUCGGAGCUCGACGAACUCACAAAGGAAUUGGACCUGGAGGUACUGGUGUUCAAAGACUUCGGAAGAAAUUUCAUGAAGAAAUCCGGUUUCAGUCCUGAUGGCUUUGUUCAAUUGGCACUCCAGUUAGCACAUUAUAAGCUUCAUGGCUACCUCGUCUCUACCUAUGAAUCAGCAUCACUUCGACGAUUCCGUGCUGGCAGGGUAGACAACAUUCGAGCAAAUACGAGAGAAGCUUUACAGUGGGUAAAAGCAAUGACAAAAAAUGAAUCCAAGGAAACUAAAUUGGUCCUUAUGCGGCGAGCAGCUGAAAAACAGGCACUUAUAACACAAGAGAACCUUGUUGGACACGGUAUCGACAAUCAUCUUUGUGCUCUCCUUGUUUUGGCGAGACAAUCAGUGGAAAGCGGUGAAAUCGAGAAAUUGCCGGAUAUCUUCCAAGAUCCUCUUUGGGCGGAAGUGUUGCGAUUCCCAUUGUCUACUAGUCAGGUCACAACUUCCCCAGACAUUCCCGAUUGUUAUCUAUGCUAUGGGGCUGUGGUCCGGGAUGGAUACGGCUGCUCAUACAACCUCCAGAAUGACGUUAUUAUUCUUGCACCUUCUGCAUUCAAAUCGAAUCCUCGAACCAAUCUGGCCGCAUUCAAAGAUUCGUUACGAACAGCACUUUGUGACAUGAGAAGCCUCCUUAUUAGCUGA